Molecule: messenger RNA, 2324 nt
Organism: Baudoinia panamericana UAMH 10762
Lineage: Eukaryota; Fungi; Ascomycota; Dothideomycetes; Mycosphaerellales; Teratosphaeriaceae
Exons: 1
Coding region: 429-2234 (601 amino acids)
Biological process (GO): branched-chain amino acid biosynthetic process
Cellular component (GO): mitochondrion
Molecular function (GO): dihydroxy-acid dehydratase activity
Source: RefSeq, a predicted model, not a curated record
UGGCCAGCCUGCGUCGUUGCCGGUUCCUUCGAAGGUGUAAAGUUAAUCGUUUCAGGUCAGCUCGGAUUAUGUGUUCAAGCUACCGCUUGAGAAAGCUGUAAGAGAUCUUGCUGGUAGAUGGCGCUUUGCUGUACUUGUAGAUAAGGUACUGCGCGAUAUCAGCGCUUCGUUGAAGUUCUCAGCAUCUUCGACCCUUGCAACGGGCAAGUCUGCAUCCGGCACAAACUUCCCUAUGUCAGCAUUUUCGGCACUCACUAAACUUGUGCCUUUCGGCAGUGCCAACACUUACUAGACAUACCGGGUCCCUUUAACCCGACACACCUGGUUUUGCACUGACUGUGCGGGGUUGGUGGGAAGUCAUUGAUGUUCCUUUCCAACAUGACUCAAAUCAUGUCUUCAGCGCUGGCCCAUGUCCACAAUAUCUCACAAUGGAGCCGUCCAACCUCGACAAGCAAUUUGGGCGCACGACGGAGGAGCCCAGGUAUCUGGACUUCAAACAUAGCCAACCUGGCCAGUCCGGACUGAACAAGUUCUCUUCCACUCUGACCCGCGAACAUGACUUCCCAGCAGCACAGGCUAUGCUGUAUGCCGCUGGCGUACCAGACGAACUUACCCUCAAGAACUUCCCACAAGUUGGUAUUGCUUCGGUGUGGUGGGAGGGUAACCCAUGCAACAUGCACCUGCUUGAUCUCGGCAAGGAAGUGAAGCGGUCGAUACAGGCUCAGGACAUGCUAGCAUGGCAAUACAACACUAUUGGUGUCUCGGAUGGCAUCACUAUGGGCGGCGAUGGCAUGCGAUUCAGCCUGCAGACUCGGGAAAUUAUUGCAGAUUCGAUUGAGACUGUGACCUGUGCCCAGUUCCAUGACGCUUGCAUUACCAUUCCCGGAUGCGACAAGAACAUGCCUGGGUGCGUGAUGGGCAUGGCAAGGCACAACAGACCUUCGAUCAUGGUCUAUGGCGGUACUAUAAACCCUGGCUACUCCGGUCUUCUCCAAAAGACCAUCAACAUAACCACCGCAUUGGAAGCACACGGAGCGUACCUAUACGACAGCCUGAAGAAUCCCAACGAUCCGUCACAGACAAAGGAUGAGAUUCUAUCCGACCUGGAGAAGCAUGCGUGUCCCGGUCAAGGCGCUUGCGGCGGCAUGUUCACUGCGAACACUAUGGCGACAGCGAUUGAAACGCUCGGGCUGUCUCUACCAGGCUCGGCUUCCACACCCGCCACCAGUCCCGAAAAGAUGCGCGAAUGUCAGAAAGUGGCCAAAGCGAUCAAAGUGUGCAUGGAGCAGGACAUUACGCCGAGGAAGUGUCUCACGAAGAAGUCGUUCGAAAAUGCCUUGGUCAUGAUGAUGGCCUUGGGUGGGAGCACGAACGGUGUGCUGCACUUGCUUGCCAUGGCCGGCACAGCUGGCGUUGAUCUAAGUCUCGAUGACUUCCAGAAAGUUUCGAAUCGCAUACCCUUCAUCGCAGAUUUGGCACCCUCCGGCAAGCACCUCAUGGCCGAUCUCUACGAGAUUGGCGGGGUGUCAAGCGUGCACAAACUGCUCAUUGCUGCUGGGCUCUUGGAUGGCAGCACUAUCACUGUAACCGGUAAGACUUUAGCGGAGAAUGUAGAGAGCUGGCCAAGUCUAAAGCAGGGCCAAGAGAUCAUUCGCUCGUUAGACAAUCCCAUCAAGCCGACCGGUCACAUUGAGAUUCUGUACGGUAACCUCGCACCACAGGGUGCUGUGGCUAAGAUCACUGGCAAAGAAGGCAUGAGCUUUACAGGCAAAGCUCGCGUCUUCAACAAGGAGCACGAGCUCGAUGACGCGCUCAACAAAGGUCAAAUCCCAAAGACCGAAAAUCUAGUUCUCAUAGUUCGCUUUGAAGGUCCGAAGGGUGGCCCUGGCAUGCCCGAGCAACUCAAAGCCUCCGCCGCUAUCAUGGGUGCCGGCCUCAAGAACGUCGCCCUCAUCACUGACGGACGGUAUUCGGGUGCUUCGCACGGCUUUAUUGUCGGGCACAUCACGCCCGAGGCGGCGGUAGGCGGGCCUAUCGCGGUAGUACAGGAUGGCGAUAUGGUGACAAUAGAUGCGAAUAAGCAUACCCUUGAUAUGGAUGUGAGUCAGGAAGAGAUUGAAAGGAGGCUGCAGGCGUGGCGACCACCAAGGAUGCCGGUGACGAGAGGCGUGUUAGCCAAGUAUGCACACCUUGUCGGCGACGCGAGUCGAGGAGCGAUGACAGAUUUGUUCUGAUCCCUGCAUAUACAUGCUCCUGUAUAUACCUUUCAAAAGUGUUAUAUUCUCUAAAAGUGUUACUGGACAGACGCACAGGAACGAUAUCUU